Molecule: messenger RNA, 3552 nt
Organism: Rotaria sp. Silwood1
Lineage: Eukaryota; Metazoa; Rotifera; Eurotatoria; Philodinida; Philodinidae
Source: the annotation of a GenBank genome assembly
AUGGGAUUUUUCAUUCGUGAUCUUCACAACCAAAUCGCCAAACUCCAUACUGAACAGUUUGAUGGACAUUCAACUUCGAAUACAUUUACUGUUUAUCACGGUCAAGGACUGUCUAAGUCUGAUUUCAAUCGAUUGAUGAAAACCAAAGGUGGACUUUUAUCAUUUAAUAAUUUUUUAUCGACUAGUAUCCGCCGUGAAGUAUCUUUUACCUUUGCUCGUCAAACUAUGGAAUCAUCAGAUCUUAUUGGUAUUGUAUUUAUCAUAAAAAUUGAUCCAUCUAUCGCAUCGACACCAUUUGCUGACAUCCGUAACGUCAGCUAUAUCAAAGGAGAAAAAGGAAUUCUCAUCUCCAUCCAUUCUAUCUUUCGCAUCGGAUCAAUAAAGCGAAUAAACGGAAAUCGUCAUCUUUGGCAAGUCGAUUUAACAUUGACCAGUGACAACGAUCCACAACUACAUGCACUUACUGAACUGAUUCGCCAAAAGACAUAUCCUAAAGUAGUAGGCUGGUAUCGUUUGGGUAUCAUACUAAAUAAACUUCGACAGUCUGACAAAGCUCAAGAAGUAUAUGAUAUUCUGCUUAAUCAAGCAACCACUGAUCGAGAUAAAGCAUAUCAUUAUCAUAUGCUCGGCGUGGUAAAUGAAGAUCAAGGUGAAUAUUCAGAGGCCAUUAACUACUAUCAACAAUCCAUUGAAAUCAAACAGAAAAUUCUCUCACCAACGGAUGACGAUUUAGCUAAGUCUUAUAACACCAUCGGUUUAGUAUAUAACUACAGAGGUGACUAUUCGAAUGCGUUUUAUUUUCAUAGGAAAGCACUGAAAAUCUGGCUAAAAACUCUCCCUUCAACUCAUCCAUAUUUGGCUACUUCUUACAAUAACAUUGGUUUAGCGCUUUUCAAAGUUGGUGACUAUUCUAAGGCACUUUCAUCGUAUCAAAAAGCACUGAAAAUUCGACAAAAAAAUUUUCCUUCAACCCAUCCUGAUUUGGCUGUAUCUUACAAUAACAUUGGUUCAGUGUAUGAUCACAUGGGUGACUAUUCUAAAGCACUUUCAUCUCAUAAAAAAGCACUAGAAAUUCGUCAAAAAAAUCUUCCUUCAAAUCAUCCUGAUUUGGCUCAAUCUUACAACAACAUCGGAUUGGUCUAUGAUAACAUGCGUGAUUAUUCGAAUGCACUGUCCUCUCUUCAAAAAGCACUUGAAAUUCAACAACAAACUCUUCCUCCCAAUCAUCUUGAUUUGGCCACUUCAUACAACAACAUUGGUUCCGUCUAUGACAAUUUGGGUGACUAUUCCAGUGCACUUUCAUUUCAUCAGAAAGCACUUGAAAUUCGCGAAAAAACUUCGCCAUCACAUCCUGCUGAUUUAGCCACUUCUUACAACAACAUUGGUUUGGUGUAUAACAAUAUGGGUGAUUAUCCCAAUGCACUUUCAUAUCUUCAGAAAGUAUUAGAAAUCCACGAAAACACUCCUCCUUCAAAUCAAUCCACUUUGGCUACUUCUUACAACAAUAUUGGUUCAGUGCAUGAGAACAUGGGUGACUAUUCGAAGGCACUUUUAUAUUAUCAAAAAGCACUAGAAAUUCGUGAACGAAUAUUUCCUUCAAACCACCCAGAUUUAGCUCAAUCUUACAACAAUAUUGGUUUGGUGUAUGACAACAUGGGUGACUAUUCAAACGCUCUUACAUUUCUUCAAAAAGCACUAGAAAUUUACCGAAACACUCUUCCAUCAAAUCAUCUUGAUUUAGCUACUGCGUAUAACAACAUUGGUUUGGUGUAUGAUAAUAUCCGUGAUCAUAUAAACGCACUUUCAUGUCAUCAAAAAGCAUUGGAAAUUAAACAGCAAACUCUUUCGUCAAAUGAUCGGAGUGUGGCUCAAUCUUACUAUAACAUUGGUUCGGUAUAUUUCAAAAUAGACGACUAUUCGAAAGCACUUUCGCACUAUGAAAGAGCACUGGAAAUUCGUCAAAACAUUCUUCCUCUGAACCACCCAAGUCUCGCUCAAACAUACACCAAUAUUGGUUCCGUGUAUUUCAAGAUGGGUAACUAUUCGAAUGCACUUCCAUCUCUUGAAAAAUCUUUGGCCAUUCGACAAGAAACUCUUCCUCCUAAUCAUCCUGAUUUGGCUCAAUCUUACAACAACAUUGGUUCCCUGUAUGAUAACAUGGGCGAUUAUUCUAAUGCACUUUCAUCACUUGAAACAGCACUCAAAAUUCAUGAACAAACGCUUCCUUCAAAUUAUCCGAGUUUAGCUAUUUCUUACAACAACAUUGGUUUAGUGUAUGAUAACAUAGGUGAUUAUGCAAAUGCACUUUCCUAUCUUCAAAAGGCACUAGAUAUUCAUAAAAGAAAAAUCUUCUCUUCAAAUCAUUCUGAUUUGGCUAUUACUUACAAUAACAUUGGUUUGGUGUAUGAAAACAUGGGUGAAUAUUUGAAUGCACUUUCAUGUCAUCAAAAAGCACUGGAAACCAAACAAAAAACUCUUCCUUCAAACCAUCCAAGUGUAGCACAAUCUAACAACAGCAUUGGUUCCGUAUAUGUCAAGAUGGGUGACUAUCCUAAGGCACUAUCAUAUUAUCAAAGAGCAGUUGAAGUUCGCCAAAAAGCUCUCCCUGAAAAUCAUCCUGAUUUGGCUCAGUCUUACAACAACAUUGGUUUGGUGCAUUCCAAGAUGGGUGAUUAUUCAAAUGCGCUUUCAUCUCUUCAACAAGGACUGGAAAUUCACGAAAAAACUCUUCCUUCAAAUCAUCCAAGUUUGGCUACUUCUUACAAUAACAUUGGUUCGGUAUAUGACAACACGGGUGACUAUUCAAAUGCACUUUUAUUUUAUCAAAAAGCACUGGAAUUUUAUCAAGUAACUCUUCCUUCAAAUCACCCAAAUUUAGCUACUUCUUACAACAACAUUGGUUCUGUAUAUAUGAAGACGGGUGACUGUUGGAAUGCACUUUCAUACCUUCAAAAAGCACUAGAAAUCCACGAAAAUACUCUUUCUUCAAAUCACUCGAGUUUGGCUACUUCUUACAACAACAUUGGUUCAGUAUAUUACAGUAUGGGUGAUGAUUCCAAUGCACUUUCAUUUUUUCAAAGAGCACUAGAAAUUCACGAAAAAGUUUUUCCUUCAAACCAUCCAAGUCUGGCUACUUCUCACAACAACCUGGGUUUAAUGUAUGGCAAUAUAGGUGACUAUUGGAAUGCACUUGCAUCUCAUGAAAAAGCACUGGAAAUCAAACUGAAAACCCUUCCGUCAAACCAUCCAAGUUUAGCUCAAUCUUAUAACAACAUUGGUUCGGUGCAUUUUAAGAUAGGUGAUUAUUCUAAGUCACUUUUAUACCAUCAAAGAGCAGUGGAAAUUCGUGAAAAAACUCUUCCUUCAAACCAUCCAAGUUUGGCUCAGUCUUACAAUAAUGUUGGUUCGGUAUGUUUCAAGAUGGGUGGUUAUGCGAAGGCACGUAGACUUUUUGAACAGUCUCUGCAAAUAGUAGAAUACUUAUUGCCUGAAAAUCAUCCGGAUAUUCAAUUAUAUAGAAAUAACUUGAAAUGUGUGGAAAAGAAAAUGUAA